AGAUCAUCUUCAUCAUGAUAUGCUCAGUUUUGCUCCAUGUUACUCGAGAUGUUAUUCAACAGUUCACAUAAUGUCUUAUCAUAUAGGUACCUAGUCCAGUAAGAAUUUGUUCUUGAGCUUUUCGUGAUGGUACCUUCACGUCUUUGCAUAAUUUAUUACUUUCAAUUUUUUCAAUCUUGCUGGACAUCCAAUGUUCAGUUCCUAUCUGAUGCAUUCUUGCAGCAGUUUCCAAUAUAAAAGGGCAUUUAUGUAGUAUUCGAACACUUUUUAAGGUCGUUCAACCACUCAGUUACUUCACUUUUGGUAUCUCCAUUGAGUGUUCUUUGUCAAAUCUGAAUUGAUAUUUUUUCUUCUCUUUCUGGUUGAUGCAAAUAAGAUUCUGACAGAGAAAAACGCUUUAUCAUAAGGUCUUUAGCAACAACGCUCAGGAUUAUGUAUCUCUCUGAUAGAUGGCACCACCAUUCAAUGCAAUUGAACCUCUCUCUAAUAGAUGGCAGUACUUUACUUCCAGUUAGGCUGCUCAUCAGGAGGAGGCUUAUAAUAGUUCAGUUCAUUGAAUAAGUUUGAAAUGGAGGACCUCAGACCCAUGUUGUGAUAUAUGUUUACUUGAAAUUGGGCUAUUCAAAGAUAAACAAACUUACAGAGUGUUCCAUUUAGGGAAACACUACUUUAUACAAGACUUCAUAUUUACAAAUUUACACCGUGUACCAGCUGAUAUAUGGUAGUACCUAGCCAUAAUAAAAUUAUUGAAAUUUACAAGAUUUUGUCACAGCAAAUAACUUCCACAUAAAUACAUAUUAUGCUCUGAUAUAAAGUAGGUAAGUACUAUCCUCGGUACUAUCCCUAUUCAAGCCUACCACCCUGCGCAUCUAUUUUCCAAUGAACAUACUUUGAUUCAAUAUGUAUGGAAUACUGCACCUCUAAGCUAAGUACUUUCACUACUACUUUGGCUUGGUUUUAAGUCAAAGUCAUAGUCAAUCAUACUUUAUUAUGCAAGGAAAAAAUUCUAUUGAUAAGGUGUUUUCAUUUGGGCUUAAUGACCGUCGUAAGUUGGAAUUUCUUCCUUUCUUCUAUUGACAAAGCAUCAACUUAACAGUAAAACAAACAAAAAAUCACCAAUAACACAGCUUUAGCUUUGUUUUGGUUUCAGAAAAGGACGGUUCUAGGACGGUCCAAAAGAAUCGCACAGUUUAUUAUUGGAAUUUUGAUAGCGGAGCUGUUAUCAUUUUGUUGAUUAAUAAACUAUACGAUUGUUUUGAACCGUUCUAGAACCGCCCUUUUUUGAAACCAAGGCAAAUCUAAUGUAAAUACAAACAAGUUAUGAACAAUUUGCAAACAGAACGGCUAUCCAAGCAAUAUUACAUAUACUUUAAACUACACUAAAAUGAUAAAAUGUAAAUAAAACACAAAAGUACUCAAAAAAUAAAUAAAAACAGUAUCACUAUAGUAGUCCUCCAAGCUGUAGUAAGCCCUUUGCAACAAUAUAUCCUUAACACUCCUACCAAAUAGUUUGUAGUUUCUAAUGGUUUUAAGUUCAUCACUCACAUAAUAUAUAGGGUUGACCAUUUUUAGCUCUCCUAAAAUAUUGAAUGUUUUGCUAAAGCAUACUUUGGUAUAGUUAAGCCUAUAUUAGUGUUCAAACUUACUCUAGUAUUGUAUACAAUAUCCCGAGUUUCCAAACCUGAAUAUUUUUUGUGCACAAGACACACAGUUUCUAAAAUGAAUAGACAUGGUACAGUUAAAUUUUUUUCCCUAAUAAAUAAUAGUUGACAAUGUUCACUGCAACUUUACACAAAUAACGAAUUGCCCUCCUUUGUAAAACAAAUAUUGAGUUAAACAGUUGCCUGUUAGUAAACCCCCAAAAAGCUAUACCAUAUCUUAGUAGUGAUAGUUAUUUUUUCCUAUUAAACUAAGUACAUAGGUAUAUUGAACAAGAUAAAUUAUUGGAGAUUGAUCUUCUUGCUAGUCCUUAUUUUAAAUUACAAGAAUUAAAGAGUGCAGAGCAAGUACAAAAAAAAUCGAUAGAACUUGAUUCUUCAGGAGCAAUACAUUUGCUUUAUUUCUCUUAUAUUACCAAAGCCUUUGCCUUAAUUUCUUGCCACAAGUAUCCCCGAUUAUAUCAGAAACCAAUAAUCGACCUAUUUGGGAUUGAGCACAAUAGCUUUGUUUAUCCAUAGCAAAUAUUUUAUCCAAUUAAUUUCAAAUCGGCAGCCUAUGUGGCAGCAGCCAUGCACUGUUUAUCUGAAAACAGGGUGGCACACUUUUGCUAUAUUGCAAACCAACAAAGAUAUCAAUGGGAGUAUAUUCUCAAAGUCAUUUUUUUCCUCAAAUAACAGUGACAAAAAUAUAUAAUCAAGGCUAACUUGAAGUGCGAUUCUGGAUUUUUUCCCAAUUUUGAAAGAUCUGUUAAACAGGAAAAAUAUACAACAGCAAAUUUUCAGGCAGAAUGAAGUAAUAGAAAAAAAAAUUAAAACUCAUGAUAAAUUGGGUGACAAUUAUUGGAAAUCGCUCUGUAUUUUCUUGAUCUCGAGAAUAUGCUUCAAAAUUUUUGAAUAAACAUCGUAAAUGCGUCACCCUGUAGCUACUAUACAUAAUAUUGUUUUAUCUCUUUUAUCACCUCAUUGUGGACGUCAUUCACGGAAUAACGACGUGCCUGUUACAAUUUUUUAGAGCAUCAUCUACGUAAUGUAGGACAAGUGCGGAGGACGCGGGAACAGGGCUGGACUUUUUUUAUAGGCAAGAGAUUUUAUUUAAAGUUAAUUUAAAAUUUGUAUACUGACUAGUAAGUGUUCUGUUUGUUAAGAAUUUAAAAAAAAAUUGGUAAACAGAGGUGAUUGAUAAUAUGAAUUUUUAGAUUUGUUUUGGGGGCAAUUACCUCCAUAUGGCAAAUAAAACAGCCAGCAUAGAUUUUUUAUUAAUUGAGUAAAUCGUUAAGCCUUUAAGAAUUGAAUUGAUGGACCUCACUAUAGAAAUAUGUAUGUGAAAUUCCUAACUAUUUUCUGUAAUAAUAUUGUUGAUGAUACUUUGUCAUUCACCAUACAAGUUCUCUUAAAAUUUUAACUCUUAUUAAUAAUUAUUCUCACUUUUAGCUUCUAGAAAUGAUCUCAUAUCGCGUGUUCAAUUAAUAAUGGUAAUUACUUUAGGGACUUGCAUGUAACAAAACUAACAAGUGAGUAAUUGCUCAUCUAUUCACAAAGGUUAUUCACAGUUACUUUACAGUGGUUAAUAUUGCAAAAAUUUUAAGGAUACUUAUAAAGCUAGCAGCUAAUAUUCACUUAAUUGGCCAGAUCCUUCCAUAGAAUUUUCAUUUUAAAAUUCGUUGUGCUCACGAAGUGUAGUGUGGUGAUUAUUAUUUACAAAAAUGUAUCUGAUAGCUAAUCCACAAUGUGUACCAAAAAAUGUAGGGAUAUUAUCAAGAAAACCCACCAGAGGAAAAUUGUAUUUGAUUGUGAAAAAUCGCAAAAGGACUUUGCUGAAGAUGUUAGCAGUGAUGGAGGCAGGAUCUCAGGGCGCAGGACCGUCCAGCAGCGGGACGUCCACGUCCCCAAAUGAGCCACCCAUUCAGGAAUUUUUGAGUUCGGGCCGGACAGGACGCAGGAAUGCUUUGCCUGAUAUAUUAGGUCAGCAUGCUGUAGUCACCUCAUCAGAUCUACCAUCUCGGCUUCAAGCCCUAACCACAAAAGAUCAAACCUCACCAUCAAAAUCUACAGAGCCGCAAGCUGGUCCGAGUUCCGCUAAAAGUUGAACUGGCCUCAGUACUAGAAAUGUGAUUUUUUUUUUAAUGGACAUGAUUGUCCAGUUGAAUAUUUUUGCCCAGUCCAUAGUUUGGUUUAUUAAUCUGAUUAAAUACUCAAAAUUUUAGUAUCUGAAAAUUUGCAUGCUGGUCAUAGUUUUACCAAUUUUUUUUCAGUACAAAUUAAUUUACAGAAUCUCUUAGAUGGCCAAAGAAAAGCGAAUUUCUUAGAUAUUGAAAGCGAUAUUAGCUGCAUUAGUCAAAGCAGUACUAGAAAACUACAGGAAUAUUUAUUGUACUUAAGUGUCCAUGCUGUAUAGUUGCUUUAAAAAUGUGGCAAGGGGGCCGACACAUAGUUAUUUAUUAUGAAGCUUUCUAUUUAUUUGCUUAUAGAAGCUCCAACGGUUAAGUACCUGAUAGUUAUUUUUGUUUAUUAGUUUUUCUAUCUUGCCAUCUGUGCCACUAUCUAUUUAUUUUAGUCUUAAAUUAGGCGGGUAUGCGCCAAAUUGUCCAUGAUAACAUUUCUUGGCUCAAUUUUGUAGAGCAUAUAGAGCCACUUAUUCAAAUUAAUUGACAAAAUCUGCUAUAACAUUGAUGUUUGAUAUUUGGAUUUAUUAAAAUGCCAUUCAUUGAAAAUUAUUUCAGAUGUCUAUUCCUAUGAAAUCUAUAACAGCGACAGAGAUUUUUCAUGUUAAUUGAAUUGACAUUGUAAUUUUAACUUAUAACUUAGACAACAUGAGGGAAUUCUGUCCUGAUAUUAGGUGCCAUUGGAAAAGACAAAAAUAUCAAACUAAGAAUAUGUAUACACUCAGGUGUUUAGAUGAAACCUGGAAUACAGGGAUUUUUUUUCUACAACAGCGAAAAAAACGUAUUUUUACAUAGAAAUGAAAUAAACGUUUACAAAUUGAUGUUAAAGAUCUGGUUAGCAGGAUAGUAUCUUCAAAUUAACAAUAAAGUUGAAGUUAUAGAAAACUGGAAUCUGAGUGUAUAUGCGGUUCUAAAAUCUUACAUUUCUUCUAAUUAUCGCUUGUACAAAAGCAAGUAUUUAUGAGAAAUAUUCUAGCCUGGCCUAUUAUAGCUGGAUAAAAUAAUUUAGCAUCGACACGAUUUGUGAUAUUAUGUUAUGUAUUUGUGUGUUCAAUGUUUUUCUUUUAAUCGCAAUUAUUGUAAAAAUAUUUUGAUGGAAAUUAAAAGAAAAUCUGCACUACCUAUUUUUGUGAUAAUUUAUGUAGCUUUACUUUUCAGUUGUGAAAUAUCAUUUCACAAUUGCCUUUGCUGUUAAUUAUAUUUAUUAAGGUUUUCUUUCUGGUUGAGUGUCGCAACUAAGGUUUUAGUUAGGCUCUGGCACCAAUUUUGUUUAAUCUAAUUAAAUAUAAGAAUCUUGAGAGUAGAGGAAUUGUAUCGGUAGUAGUUUAGGCUCAUAAUAACAAAAUGUCCAAAAACCUAGUCAUUUAACCGAUAUAAUAAUCCACUGUGUAAAUUAUUUGUCAAUAUAUUUGUAUGGAUUUCACAAUAAAAUAACUAAGAAAAUUA
Ceutorhynchus assimilis (cabbage seed weevil) is the source of this 5266-nucleotide messenger RNA. The record is from the annotation of a GenBank genome assembly. Lineage: Eukaryota; Metazoa; Arthropoda; Insecta; Coleoptera; Curculionidae.